AUGCUCGAUGAGAUGACCGUUGGCAUUCCUUUCGCAAAUGUUUUCAAUCUGCUGGUCCCACAUGCCAAGGAUGCGUCAUCAAUAGGUGAUUUGAGGAAUUCCAAGACUGAAACGAAGAACGAAGCCUUCGGCCUAAGCCUUAGCGUCGGUCCUUUCGCUCCGGUCUUCGGUCCUCGUUUCAGUCUUGUGAUUGUGUUUGAUUCCAAAGAAGGCACAGAAGGACCAGGCGAAAAAAAAAAACGCCUGCACUAUAUGGGACCGAUUCUGGCAGUAGACCAGCUAGAGGCAUGGCACAAUCACUUUCAAAUCCCCUCACUAAUGCCAGUGUUGCCUGGAAAGACUGUCGGGGGAACAGUUCCCACUGAAGCUCAUUGA
Molecule: messenger RNA, 375 nt
Organism: Haemonchus placei
Lineage: Eukaryota; Metazoa; Nematoda; Chromadorea; Rhabditida; Trichostrongylidae
Source: the annotation of a GenBank genome assembly